AUGUGGGGACAAUCAACAGAGGAAAACCUGCGGAGGAGCGCAGCCGGUAUCCUCCCAGACACGCUACACCACAAGGAUGAGGCUCAGCAACCGCCUGCAGAAGUCCAAAACGAAGGCGGAUCCGGCGAGCCUAGCAAGGUUCCACCCAGCCCCGAAGUCGAUGGAAUAUGGGGUGAACGGGACAUGGGUGGACCGGUGAGCCAGAAGGCAGCCAUGCAGGAUUUUGAAGAGCUCCAGCACGAACUCACCACGAAACUCACGAAUACGAAAUCCAACGCCGCAGCCUCGCAAAAAUCAACCAAGGGGGGCUACUUCCGGCGCAUGACAUCUCGGGCAAGCGGCAAGUCCAAGAAGACGGCCGCAGAUGGCGGUCAACCUGAUGUGGAGGCGGGAGCAGAGGACUCAGACGCGGAUUCAGUCGACAGCGGCACCACCGAUGAGGAUGGCUUUCACCUCGAACAGUUCAUGCGCGAGGGUCAUCUCGAGAAGCGAAGCCGAGUCGGCGGCAUCCCCGCCGACGAGGCCCGCAAGCGGUACCGUGGUGAGGUGGUCUACAACGCCGAAGAUGACCAGCACCUGCCCAGCUUGACCGUCGGCCAGACCCUCCGGUUUUCGCUUCUCAACAAGACGAGGAAGAACCUGCGGGGUGAUGUCGGAACCAUCAUCGAUGCGCUGUUGCGCAUGUUCGCCAUCAAGCACACCGAGAACACCAUCGUCGGAAACGCCUAUGUCCGUGGUGUCUCUGGAGGUGAGAGGAAACGUGUCAGUAUUGCCGAGACCCUCGCCACCAAGAGCACCAUCGUCUGUUGGGACAACUCCACGAGGGGUCUCGACGCAUCGACCGCGCUCGACUACGCCAAGUCGUUGCGCAUCAUGACUGAUGUCUCGGACCGAACCACCCUCACCACGCUGUACCAGGCCGGCGAGGGCAUCUACGAGUUGAUGGACAAGGUCAUGGUCAUCGACCAGGGCCGCAUGCUCUACCAGGGUCCCGCCAAGGAGGCGCGUAAGUACUUCGAGGACCUCGGUUUCUACGCCCCGCCGCGACAGACAACUCCCGACUUCCUCACCUCCAUCUGCGAUGUGAACUCGAGGCAAUUCCGCGAUGGGUGGGAAGCCCGCUGCCCCAAGACGGCCGAAGAACUCGAGAAGGCCUUCCGGGAGAGCACAGCUUACCAGAAGCUCCUUGCUGACGUCAGGGACUUCGAGCAACACCUAGAGAAGACGGGCCACGCCGACAUGCAGGCGUUCAAGGACACCGUGAAGGAGCAAAAGUCCAAGCGCGUGAUGCCGGGGUCCAACUACACCAUCCCCUUCUGGAAGCAAGUGCUGGCCUGCGCCCGUCGUGAGGUCUGGCUCAUUUGGGGCAACAAGACGGAGCUCUACUCCAAGUACUUCACCAUCAUCAGCAACGGUCUCAUCGUCGGUUCUCUCUUCUACAACUCGCCCGCCUCCACCAUCGGCAGCUUCGCCCGCGGUGGUGCCGUCUUCUUCGCCAUCGUCUUCCUCGGCUGGCUGCAGCUUGCUGAGCUCAUGAAGGCCGUCUCCGGCCGCGCCAUCGUCGCUCGUCACAAGGAAUACGCCUUCUACCGGCCCAGCGCCGUUACCCUCGCCCGCGCUCUCGUGGAUCUGCCCGUCCUCGUCCUGCAGGUAAUCAUCUUUGGUAUCCUCCUGUUCUUCAUGACUGGCCUCGACCUGGACCCCGGGAAGUUCUUCAUCCAGCUUUUGUUCAUGUACACGACCACCUUCUGCAUCACGGCCAUGUACCGUAUGUUAGCAUCCAUGUCGCCGUCCAUGGACGAUGCUGUGCGCUUCUCCGGUAUGGCCCUGAACCUGCUCGUCAUCUACACUGGCUACGUCAUCUCCAAGCCUGUCUUGCUAUCGCAGAAGAUCUGGUUCGGCUGGAUUGCACACAUCAACCCGCUUAGUUACUCGUUCGAGGCAGUCAUGUCCAGCGAGUUCCACGGCCGCCUGAUGGAAUGUGCUCCUGCCAACCUGGUGCCGCAAGGGCCUGGCAUUCUCCCUGAGAACCAAGGUUGCGCGGUCCCCGGAGCGGAUGCCGGAACUACUAACGUGCUGGGAGACAACUACGUCGGGGUCCAGUUUGGCUACACUCGGGCUAACCUCUGGCGCAACUUCGGCGUCGUCAUCGCCUUCGCGGUUCUGUACCUCAUUGUCACCGUUGCAACCACCGAGUUCAUGUCGUUUGGUGGCUCAGGGGGUGGCGCGCUCGUCUUCAAAGGGUCCAAGCGGACUGCCAAGCAGAUCAAGCCGACCACCGCCGACGAAGAGAGCGGCAACGUCUCCGGGAGUUCCUCCUCCACUGAAGUUCCGUCCAGCGCCGACGAGAGUGCCUUCAAGGGCCUUACGGGAAGCGACCGGGUCUUCACCUGGGAGGACGUGAUAUACACGGUACCCACCGCCGCCGGCCCUAAGCGUCUGCUCAACGGCGUCAACGGUUAUGCUAAGCCCGGAGUCAUGGUUGCCCUCAUGGGAGCCAGUGGCGCCGGCAAGACCACUCUGCUCAACACUCUGUCGCAGCGCCAGACCGUCGGUGUGGUUAGCGGUGAUAUGCUCGUCGACGGCAAGCCCCUAGGCAACGACUUUCAGCGUAGCACUGGUUUUGUUGAGCAGAUGGACCUGCAUGAGGAGAGCGCCACUGUUCGGGAGGCCAUCGAGUUCUCGGCCCUGCUCCGCCAGAGUCGCGACAUCCCGCGCCAGGAGAAGCUGGAUUACGUCGACAAGGUCCUCGACUUGCUGGAGCUCCACGAGAUCCAGGAUGCCAUCAUCAGCUCGCUCGGUGUGGAGCACAAAAAGCGUCUCACGAUUGGUGUCGAAUUGGCUGCCAGGCCCGCUCUGCUUCUAUUCCUUGACGAACCCACCAGUGGUCUCGACGCCCAGUCCGCCUUCUCCAUCGUCCGUUUCCUCCGCAAGCUGUGCGCUGCCGGCCAAGCCAUCAUCUGCACCAUCCACCAGCCCUCGUCCGACCUGAUUCAAGAGUUCGACAAGAUCCUCGCCCUCAACCCUGGCGGCAACACCAUCUACUUUGGUCCCGUUGGCCAGGACGGCAGCGCCGUGGUCAAGUACUUUGCCGACCGCGGCGUGGUUUGCCCUCCCGGCCGCAACGUCGCCGAGUUCCUACUCGAGACCGCCAUCAAGGGUGGCCGCCGUCCCGAUGGCACGCGCAUCAACUGGACCGACGAGUGGCGCGCGUCGCCCGAGAACAAAGCGGUGCUGGCCGAGAUCCAGGAGCUCAAGGCCGAACGCACCAAGGCCAUCGCCGCCAACGUCAACGCCCAAUCCGCUGAGGCGGCCGCCGAUGCGCUCCACGAGUUCGCCGCCCCUGUCAUGACCCAGAUCAUGCUCGUCACCAAGCGCAUGUUUGUCCGCCAAUGGCGCGACCCGUCCUACAUCUACGGCCGCCUGUUCACCGCUGUUGUCAUCGGCAUCUUCAACGGCUUCACCUUCUGGAAGCUUGGAAACACUGCCUCGGACCUCCAGAACGCCAUGUUCUCGAGCUUCUUGAUCAUCAUGAUUCCUGCUACUGUUCUGAACGCCGUCCUGCCCAAAUUCUUCACCAACCUCGCCCUGUGGGAGGCCCGCGAGCACCCGUCCCGCAUCUACGGCUGGGUCGCCUUCUGCACCGCCGAGGUGCUCUCCGAGAUCCCCGGCUCGCUCGUCGCCGCCGUGCUGUACUGGUUGCUGUGGUACCUGCCCACGGGCCUGCCCUACGACGCACCCUCGGCCGGUUACGUCUUCCUCAUGACGUUGUUGUUCUUCCUGUUCCAGUCCAGCUGGGGCCAGUGGAUCUGCGCCUGGGCGCCCAGCUUCACUGUCAUCAGCAACAUCCUGCCGUGUUUCUUGGUUAUCUUCUGUUUGUUCAACGGUGUCGUGGUGCCCUACACCCAGUUGAACGUGUUCUGGAAGUACUGGCUCUACUGGCUCAACCCCAGCUCGUACUGGGUCUCUGGUGUCCUGUCCGCCACACUGGCCGCCCGGUCCGUUACCUGCGCUCCCCAGGAGGCGGCCUAUUUCAACCCUCCCUCGGGCCAGACCUGCCUCGAGUUCGCCAGCAACUUCGUGCGCGAGGCGGGGCGUGGAUACCUGAUGAACCCCGAGGACACGGCAAACUGUGGCUAUUGCCCCUAUGUCGACGGGUCUGAGUACCUGGAGACGCUUGGCAUCUCGCCCGACACCAAGUGGCGCAACUUUGGCAUCUUCCUGGUGUUCUGCGUGACCAACUGGAUGUAA
Molecule: messenger RNA, 4251 nt
Organism: Chaetomium globosum CBS 148.51
Lineage: Eukaryota; Fungi; Ascomycota; Sordariomycetes; Sordariales; Chaetomiaceae
Exons: 5
Coding region: 1-4251 (1416 amino acids)
Biological process (GO): transmembrane transport
Cellular component (GO): membrane
Molecular function (GO): ATP hydrolysis activity; ABC-type transporter activity; ATP binding
Source: RefSeq, a predicted model, not a curated record